UCCGGUGUCACCUCUGGUAGGAACCAAUGAUCCGGCUCAUGGGCAGGUCGGAACUCACUGUGCGGACAAAGCGGAAGUUUAGACGGUUGCUCUGGGUGAACAGUGCUCAAAGCGUCGCAAAAAAACAAAAAAACAACUGUUAUUUCUCUCCCUUAGAAUAACCCAGUGUCCCCUUUCCCUCACCCAUGGCCUCCAAUUUAAAUAUAGAUAUCGAGGGUGCGACGCAGCAUCUCCGAGAUAUCCUCAAGCUCGACCGUCCCGGGAGCAGCGCCGAUGCUCAGUCCGGCGACGGCCAGCGGAAGCCGUCCUUCAACGGGGAGCUGAACGGGCUGCUGGGCGCCGGCCUGCUGGGGGGCACCGACCGCUCGGGCCUGUCCGAGUCCACCAGGCCCAUCUCCACGGACGUCAGCGUGGCAGAGGAGACGCAGGUCAUACGCCUGACGGGCGACGACGGCUCCACCUGCAUCCCCAUCACUUCCAGCAGCGUGGAGGUGGUGGCCAGCCAGGAGUCCAGCAUCAGCAGCAAGGCGCGCGGCAGCAACCAGGUUAAGAUCCAGCCUGUGGCCAAAUACGACUGGGAGCACAAGUACUACUACGGCCGGCUGAUCGCUGUGUCCAACUCCUUCCUGGCGUACGCCAUCAGAGGGGCCAACAACCACGCCAUGGUCCGGGUCCUGAGUCUGGACUUCAAUGAGCGGUCCCUCCUGAAGGGGUUCACGGGGGCCGUCACCGACCUGGCGUUCGCCCACAUCGACUCCUCGCUGCUGGGCUGUGUGGACGAGGCGGGAAACCUGAUGGUCUGGCAGCUCACCUGCACCGGCAGCAAGAUCCUAUGCUCCCUAACUCUCAGUGCUGGCAGAGAUCAGAUAGUGGUUCACAUCCAGAGGCCAGAGGACACUCCCCUGAACUCCCACCGCCGGCUCAUCUGGUCCCCCGUCAUCCUGGAAGACAACGAGGAGAACCAGGAGGACACCAGCCAGACGCUCGCCCUCCUCCAUGAAGACAGGGCAGAGGUGUUGGAGUUUGAAUUCCUCAGGACCAACAUCAGCAGUUGGCCCGUUAAUGCCGCAGAGCUCAAAGAGGGGCUGAUCACAGUGAAGGGCCACACAGGGCGGGUCAGUGAGGGCGUGUUGUCCCCCGACGGGACGGUGCUGACCACAGCCAGCCACGACGGGUACAUCAAGUUCUGGCAGAUCUACAUGGACGCCGGGCAGGAUAAGCCCAGAUGUCUCCACGAGCUGCAGCCCCACGGGGGGCGGCCCCUCUCCUGCCUCCUGUUCUGCGAUAACCACAAGCGGCAGGACCCAGAGUUAGUACCGCAGCGCUCCCAGAGGCUCCUUCAGGCCCGCCGCCCGCCUCCGGCCUCCCUCAUCCUCUCCUUUAUCACUGCGGCUGUUUGCAGGGUUCCUUUCUGGCGGUUCCUGAUAACGGGAGCGGAUCAGAACCAGGAGCUGAAGAUGUGGUGCACGGUCACCUGGAACUGUUUACAGACCAUCAGGUUCUCUCCAGAUCCGUUCAAUUCGUCGACUCUGCCAAGUCUGAAGGCCAGUUUGGACCUCUCAGCUGAAUAUUUGAUCCUCACUGACGUGCAGAGAAAGGUUCUGUAUGUGAUGGAGCUUCGGCAGGACCACGAGAAGGGAAAGGCCAGUUUUACCGCCGUGUCGGAGUUCCUGCUCACCUACCCGGCGCUCAGCUUCGGCGUGCGGGACGUCAGCCACACCCGGCUAAGGCACACCGAGGUCCUCCCUGCAGAGGAGGAGAGCGAGAGCCUGGCAGCAGAGGGAACUCAAGGACCCACAGAGUCCAAAUCUGGGAUCCAGAUCAAACUCUACUGUGUCCACACAAAGAGUUUGCAGGAUGUCCAGAUCUGGUUUCAGCCCAACGUUGAACCCAACGACGGCUCCAACUCGGCCGGCUUUCUCCCCCAUUCGGAUUCCCAGGACGGUUUCGACCACCUCACCGACCAGAGCUCCGAUAAGGAGUCUGGAAGCGGCUCCCAGACCGACCUGAGGAAGAUCCCCUCGCUUCCUGCUCCUUCUGACUUCCUGUCCAACUCUGGCACCGGCGGGCCGAUGCCCAAACUGAUGACCCCCGACGCCUUCAUGACCCCCACCAGCACCUCGGUUCCAGCGUCUCCAGGCAGCAGCGCCAGCAGUCUGACCAUCAUAACAGCCAUCAGCAGCAACUCCGACUCCACCAACCGCGGGCCCCUGGCCCUGGACGGCGCUGCGGUCCUGGACUCUCCGCUGCUGCCCCCGCUGGCCUCGCCCACGCGGGCGCGCUCCCCGGACGUGAUCUCGUCGGCCUCCACGGCGAUGUCCCAGGACAUGCCGGAGAUCGCCUCCCAGACCCUGCAGCUGCAGCGGGGUUUGGUGCCCAGCCUGGAGAGCCUGCCGCUGUCCGCCCUGCAGACCGACAGCAUGGCGUCCGCCGCCUCCGCCCUGCACCUGCUGACCUCGCCGCGCGCCGCCAGUGGCGGCAGCCUGCUGCCCCUGGAGCUGGGGGGUGGAGACGCCCCGGGGGGCGCCGCCGAGCCGGAGCCCCGGCUCAGCAACACGCCGUCCCUGCUGGAGAACGCUCUGUCCCAGGAGAGCCCGGCCGGGGGGGGGGGCUGCGGACGGCGGCGUGGGCCACACGCCGUGGCCGGCGGCCCCAGACAUCACCAGGGAGACCAGGAACAGCCUCAGGGACAACGGCCUCGGAGACUGGUCAGUCCCCGAGUCCAGCAAACGCCCCCAAUCACAGCCGGGGGUUCCAGAGAGGACGCGAAGGACAGACACCUGGGCUCACCGUACCACCGGCGCUCCUUCCACCUCACACAAAACGACAGUCCGGACGGCGCCGCCGAGCAAAGUGACCCAGAUGACGAGGUGGCCAGUCUGGCGUCCUCCUCUGGAAACUGCGGCUCUCACGCGUCUCACAGACUGCCGGUGAAAGACUGGAAGUCGUCCCCACGGGGCUCCCCAAAGAUGAAGAGGAAGAUGAAGAAGGACAAGGGUGAAUCCUCUCAGUCCCGACAGAUGGAUUCUAAUCAGUUUCUCUCCAUCUUCCUGCAGUUUAACGCUGAAACUCAGGAGGAGCUGCUGAUGCUGCUGCGCGCCCAGCAGAGGGAGCUGUCCGAGCUGUGGGGGCAGGUGGAGACCAUGCCCAGCACCAUCAUGUCUCAGCUGGAGCACCUCCUGAUCAAACAUCAGGAGCACGAGCACCGCAGACUAGAGCGAGUUCUGGCAGAGAGUCAGAACCACCAGCAGCAGCUCCAGGAGCAGCUCGGCCAGCAGCUCGGCCACGCCCUCAGCUCGGCGCUCAGCAACAGGAUGGACAAAGUGCUACGAGAGGAGCUGAAGAAAACCGUCCCACAGACCAUUUCGAAGAGCCUGGAGCCGGUGACGGGCCAGAUGAACAGCACCAUCGCCGCCAAGCUGACCGCCGUCGAGGUCACCCUGAAGGACAACGUCAGCAAGGUGGUCAAGUCCAAGAACACCACAGACGCCAUCGGGCGAGCGGCGGCCGAGGCCAUGCAGGGCCCCAUCCAGGCGGCCUACAAAGACGCCUUCCAGAGCAUCGUGCUGCCCGUCUUUGAGCGGGGCUGCCAGUCCAUGUUCCAGCAGAUCAACGACAGCUUCAAACAAGGCACACAAGAAUACAUCCAGCAGCUGGAGGCGCACAUGAACAGCAGAAAGCAGCGGGAGCAGGAGGCGCGGGACCCCGUGGUGGGCCAGCUCCAGCAGGCCAUCGACGGCUUCCAGAGCUCCACCGAUCAGCUGGCCAGCAGCGUGGGCGCCGCCGUGCGGGCAGAGGUCCAGCACCAGAUGCAGAUGAUGGUGGGAAAAGGCAUCGAUCUGAUGGCUCUGACCGUCGUCCCUCUCUUUUGUGGACGUGUUGCACAUCAGCAGAAGCCUGAGCUGCGCAGCCUUUUGAGCAGCCUGCAGGAGUCCAUCCUCAGCCAUGUGCAGCGCAUCGUCAAAGGGGAGGUGAACCUGGCCAUGAAGGAGCAGCAGGCGGUGGUCACCUCCAGCAUCAUGCAGGCCAUGAGGUCGGCGGCGGGCACGCCCGUCCCCACGGCCCACCUGGACUACCAGACGCAGCAGGCCAGCAUCCUGCAGCUGCUGCAGCAGGGCCAGCUCAACCAGGCCUUCCAGCAGGUGACGCAUGAGGGCCGCCACGCUCAGACCAUCACAGUCUGGGGGGGUACAGGGGCUCUGUCGGCCACUGACCUGAACCUGGUUCUGUACGUGUGUGAGACCAUCAACUCCCAGCAGGUGUUCGGGCAGCACCCCUGCCCCCUCAGCCAGCCCGUGCUGCUGUCCCUCAUCCAGCAGCUCUCCUCCAACCUCGCCACCCGCUCAGAGCUCAAGAUCAGACGGCGGCUAGCUCGCUGCCCCGGCCGCUCCUCGCCGCCGGGCUCCGGCUGCACAGCCACAUCAGACCGGCUCUCUGUUCUCCGCCUGUCCUCGCUCCGCUACCUGGAGGACGCGGUCCUGCACCUGGACCACAGCGACCCGCUGACCCGGGACCACAUGGCGUCGGUGCUGGCUCAGGUCCGGCCGAAGCUCAUCGCCUUCCUGCAGCAGGACCCUCACAGCCCGCUCAGCAAGAGGGCGCGGCGCCUGGUGAUGAUGCUGCAGGGCAUUUUCAACCUCUAGGAGGCCCCGCCCCCCCGCCGCCGCCCCCCCCACACUCCUCC
Molecule: messenger RNA, 4684 nt
Organism: Menidia menidia (Atlantic silverside)
Lineage: Eukaryota; Metazoa; Chordata; Actinopteri; Atheriniformes; Atherinopsidae
Source: the annotation of a GenBank genome assembly